AUGGCUUCACAUCGGUUGGAUAACCAGUCGCACGUCUUUCCCAAUGGCCAAGUCGAGAGGACCCAUGGUCGAGGCUCAUCCUCUGAAAAUGAAUCAGAUUUGCCGGACAAAUUUGCUGAAGUGAUGAGUGGCAUAUAUCGCAGUUCCUUCCCGCAAGCGCAUCAUCUUCCGAUCAUGAAGAAGUUUGGGCUGAAAACUAUUGUGACACUCGUUGAUGAGCCCUACUCCCCUGCUCACGAAGCAUUUCUCAGGGAAGGGAACAUCACCCACCAUCGAAUCCUAGUACAGCCAAACAAAGAGUUGACUCUGAAGUCUCCCGACGCUGUCAUCGCGAAGGUUGUGGAAAUAUUGGUCAAUAGAAAUAACCAGCCCGUCUUGGUGCAUUGCAAUAAAGGCAAGCAUCGUACCGGUUGCGUUAUUGCCUGUUUGCGAAAGCUUCAAGGUUGGAGUCGUGACAUGAUCAUUCCCGAAUAUCUGAGUUUUUCGCAUCCCAAAUCUCGUCUUCUUGAUGAGAAAUUCAUUGAAGAAUUUGAUGUCUCUAAAUUCACGCAUUUGAGUCACAACCUGAGAGCACCUCUCUGGCCUCUUCCCGCCAGCCCAAAGCUCUGUCUCGAUAAUGACGAAGAUUGUCCUUCACCUACCAAGUGGUAUCUGCAACCGUCCGUGAGCAGGGUGAAUGCUUUCUAA
This is a messenger RNA of Aspergillus ruber CBS 135680, 687 nucleotides long. RefSeq names its product tyrosine phosphatase family protein (gene yphA). Gene Ontology annotation, biological process: protein dephosphorylation. The coding region runs from base 1 to 687 and encodes 228 amino acids. The record is from RefSeq and is a predicted model, not a curated record. NCBI's taxonomy places the organism in Eukaryota, Fungi, Ascomycota, Eurotiomycetes, Eurotiales, Aspergillaceae. Gene Ontology annotation, molecular function: phosphatase activity; inositol diphosphate tetrakisphosphate diphosphatase activity. Gene Ontology annotation, cellular component: cytoplasm. The transcript has 4 exons.